UAGCUCUGACGAAAGCGACGAUAAGGUAGUGUCUCCCUUAAUUCCAAGGGAUUUUAGAAGUACGCUGGAGACACCAAUGGACGACCAUGAUGUGCCUCCACAAACUCCCACGAACAAUAAUACGCCCGCUACGGCUAGCACAUCGUCUGCUGUGGUGGAUGUUGCUUCGGCGGAAACGCACCAGCCAAAUAGUUUUUAUCAAUUUGAUUGGAAAACGUUUCCAAAUCGUCAAAUUCCACCAGAAUCGAGGAGGGAAACAUUUUUCGAAAGCUAUGGCGCGCAAAGGAAAUAGGAUUUUCUGUUUAGCUGAUUGCGAAGUCGAGGAAUAUCUCAUGGCUGAAACAAGCGACACUGAAGAUGCACUCAAUUUGGAUGACGAAGACCAGUCAUUUUUAUUAGAGGACAUGCAAGCUGGAUUUUCUGAAGCUGUAAUUGGGCCACCUCGUCCAUCAGAAUCUACUCAAAAUCCAGGUCCGUCUUCAGACUCUUAUUCAUUAUCACGUGAUCCGGUUCCCGAGUUCAAGUGGAAAAAUAAUAUCUAUCAACCGUAUAUUUUUUCUGACACCAAUUAUGAAUUUGGUAAGAUAAACAUUUCCCAAGAAUUACAGUCUCUGAAACCUAUAGAUAUAUUUGAGGCAGUAACAAAUAUUAAAUUAUUGAUUGAGGGAUUAAUAAUACCAGAGUCUUUACGUUAUGCUCAUCAAAACGGCUCGGUGUUCACUACCGAUUUCCAAGAAAUAACAGCUUUCAUUGGCAUGAAUUAUGUCAUGGGCUACCACGUAUUACCCACACUGCGAAGCUACUGGUCCACUGAACCUGACAUGGGUGUACCUUAUAUAGCUAAAGUAAUGCCUUUAUCACGAUUCGAAGAAAUCAGAAGAAACCUACAUUUUUGUGACAAUGCGUCCCAACCAUAUCCAACAUCAUCAUCAUUUGAUAGAGCCUACAAAAUAAGAUUAGUAAUGAACUAUUUUAAUUCAAGUUUCCAAUCAGCAAUGAAUAAUACAAUAACCCAAGCAAUUGAUGAACAUAUGGUAAAAUUCAAAGGUCACAAUAUUAUGCGGCAAUACAUGCAAAAUAAACCAAUAAAAAGAGGAUUUAAAAUGUGGUGUCGUGCCGAUUCUAAAACCGGAUAUCUAUUCCAGUUCGAUUUAUAUACUGGAAAAAAGAAUUCAGGACCCGAAAUUGGACUGGGAGAAUCCGUUGUCCUUGAUCUUACACAAGCUUUAGUGGGUCUUGGAUGUGAAAUAUAUUUUGACAAUUUUUUUAACUCUCCCAUGCUGCAAUAUAAACUUGCUAAACAAAAUUUGAAGGCAUGUGGCACUGUCCGAACACAACGUAAAAAUAAUCCUAAAAAUUUACCUUUAGAUAAAGAUAUGAAGAGAGGCGAUAUCUACGCUACUAGCUUCGAAGGAAUUUCUUUUGUCAAGUGGAUGGAUAAUAAAGCUGUGCAUCUCCUCACCAACUUUUUAUCACCGGUACCUACUCGAAAGGUAAAACGUAAACAAAUAGGAUCAGCACAAUGUCUAGAGAUCACAUGUCCUGACAUCGUCCAUAAAUACAAUAAAAACAUGGGUGGCGUAGAUCUCAUGGACCAGAAGAAGGUCACAUACGAAGUUGAUAGGAAGUCCAAAAUCAAAUACUACCUGCGGCUUUUUUUUUAUUUAUUGGACAUCGCUAUGAACAAUUCCUACAUUGUUUAUGAAAAACUGCAUGCGCAACAUCGCGUAGAAGGGCAUUUGCUCUCAUCACUUGAAUAUCGUCAAGUUGUGGCUAGGGCUAUGAUCGGUAAUUUUUCUAUACGUAAACAUGCCUUGCCAUCUACUUCCAUGACCAAAAAGCGGAUUCAAAACUUAGGACAAACAGUCUUUACCUUCACAGGUAAUGAUAAAGGGAUCUUCACGUAAACGAUGUGUGCAGUGUGUAAAGAGUGGAGUAGAAAAUCGUACCAGCAAUAUAUGUGACAUUUGUAAUGUAAAUUUAUAUUUCACAGCAACAAGAAAUUGUUUUGCACGGUUCCAUUCAUGAAAAUAUUAAUAAAAUUGUUAUUUUUUACAGAGUUUAGUUUUUUACUAUCAGAAAAAUCUUGAUUUUGCUAUAAUAGUAAGUACCUCACAAGAUAAUAAAUGACGCCCUAUAAGGCAUAUUGGGACACAUUUGUCCCAAGUAAUUUCCUAAAAUCUGUCGGUUUUUUUUUUAUUUUUUUAAUAUACACAUAUUUUAAUUACCUUGUAACAAACUAAAUAACGUAGUCAUAAAUAUAAAAACUUACGUAUUCUUGUUUUAUGCGUCAAAGGGUUAAGACUUACACAUGGUCUUGAGAACAAAGGACACACGUUGUGGAUGGACAACUUUUACAAUUCUCCAAGUCUUGCUCGGCGUCUCAAGGCUUCUGGAAUUGAUUGCGUUGCGGACAAAUUGCCAGUUUGUUCCGCCGGCCCUUAAUGAUCUUACAAAGGGGAACAUGCACAAGGUACAAAUCACUGGUCUGACCUCGGGAGACGUCGAUGUCAUGGUAUGGAGGGAUACUAAUAGAGUCGCUAUGAUCUCACCAUACCAUGGCAGUGCGGUUAGGCAAGUCCACCAGUCAACCAAACCCAUCCUGAUAUUGGAUUACAAUAUCAUGAUGGGUGGGGUUGACAAAAAGGACCAGAUGCUUGCCAUGUACCCCAUAGAAAGAAAGCGAACAAGGGUGUGGUAUAAAAAAAUAUUCACAAGGUUAUUAAAUGUAUCUACCUCUAUUUUAAAUUCGUAUAUAAUCCAUCACCAUUCGUCUUCUCUUUCACAUCGCAAUUUCCGUAUGACUCUCGUUAAAUCUCUCCUUUCGAAACACUCUUCCAUCGCUUCCAUCCGCUGUAACCACACAGAAUAGACCUGCCGACCUCACCCACCGCUUGGCUGAGUACCCGUUGCAAAACAGCUAUCGCAAGUGGCGGGUGUGCAAGGUGUGCAAAAAACGGGUGCACACGUAUUGUGUUGGUUGCAGCAAAUCCGUAUGCCUUGACCCAUGUUUUAUUACUUUACAUACAUAAUAUAAAGUAUAAGUAUUUAUAAGUAUAUACCUACAUAUUAAAUUACAUUACAGCUAUAUAUUUUAUUUUGCGGCAACUUGCCUCCUUUAGGAGUCAGGUGGCCGGCAGGUAGGUAGGUAGGGGUCCAAAUAAAGUACACUU
Messenger RNA from Spodoptera litura, 3173 nucleotides. NCBI's taxonomy places the organism in Eukaryota, Metazoa, Arthropoda, Insecta, Lepidoptera, Noctuidae. The record is from RefSeq and is a predicted model, not a curated record.